AUGUUUAAUAAGAAUUCAUUAACUCAUUGUCCUAUUCUUAGACCAAGUUUGGAUGAAUUUAGUGAUCCCAUUACUUACUUAUCAAGUCAUGAUAUUACAAAAUUAGGUUCGGAGUAUGGAAUUGUUAAAAUUAUUCCUCCUGAAAAUUGGAAACCAACAUUUCUGAUAUCGGAUCAAUUUAAAUUUCAUACUAGAUUACAAAAGAUUAGUGAUUUAGGUUUAACUACAAGAUCAAGACAAUUCUUUAUUGAUAAUAUUAAUCGAUUUCUUAAAAUGCGUCGGAAACGUCAAUUACAAUUAUAUUUCAAUCCUAAAUCAGAUCCAUCUAAACAAAUCUAUUAUUAUGAUAUAUUCAUUCAAAUAGAGAAUUUAGGUGGAAUAACUACUAUGACUGCAAAUAAAUGGAAACAAUUAAAUCACCAUUUUAAAUUAUCUAUCAAUACUCAAGAUCUUGAACAUGAAUUUAAUACUAAUGUAAGAUCUUAUGCCAUGUAUUUACAACAAAAUAAUUCCAAUUUUGAAUUUCCCGAAUCAGAUUCAGAAGAUGAAUUUGAUAAUUGUUUAAUCUGUGGUAAACAUGAUAAUCCAGGAUUAACUUUAUUAUGUGAUAAUUGUGAUAAUCCUUAUCAUACAUAUUGUCUUCCUAACCCCUUAUCAUCUAUCCCAUCAUCCAAUUGGUAUUGUGAUAAAUGUUUAAUUGGAACUGGAGAAUAUGGUUUCGAAGAAGAAGUGGAUGUUAAAUAUUCAUUAUCUCAAUUUUAUGAUAUGUGUUUAAAAUUUGAACUGGAAUUUAUAAAAAAAUAUAAUGAUAAUAAACCAUUAACCACCGAUGAUAUUGAAUUAAAAUUUUGGAAAUUUGUUGAUAUUCAAAAAUCAGAUUUACAAGUUAAAUAUGGUGCUGAUAUUCAUAAUUUAAAACCAGGUGAAAUAAGUGGAUUUCCCAUGAGUAAUACCCCUGGUAUAAAAUUAGAUAAUCCUAAUACUCAAUAUUAUAUGAAUCAUCCGUUUAAUCUUACCAAAUUACCAUUUGCCAAUGGAUCAUUAUUAAAUUAUAUUAAUAGUCCUAUAUCCGGUAUGACGAUACCUUGGAUUUAUAUUGGAUCAUUAUUAUCGACAUUUUGUUGGCAUGUAGAGGAUCAUUAUACCUUAUCCGCCAAUUAUUGUCAUUUUGGAGCUACGAAGAAAUGGUAUGGAAUCCCAUCAUCUCAAGCGGAUAAAUUCGAACGAUUAAUGAAAGAUUCUGCUCCUGAUUUAUUUAAACGUCAACCUGAUUUAUUACAUCAAUUAGUUACAUUGUUAUCACCUAUGACAUUGAUUGAAAAUGGCAUUAAAGUCGUUUAUGCCGAUCAGAAUCCAAAUGAAUUCAUAAUCACAUACCCUCGAGUUUAUCAUGCUGGAUUCAAUUGUGGAUUUAAUUUCAAUGAGGCGGUUAAUUUCACUAUGAAUAAUUGGUUAGAGUUUGGAGAGAAAUCAAUUAAUGAUUAUAAAUUAAUUGGGAAAGAGAAUGUAUUCAAUCAUUAUAAAUUAUUAGAAAAUAUCUUGAAAUCAUUUAAUAAACAACGAGGAAAAAUUAAUGAUAAUGAGAUUGCUUUAGUUAAAACUAGUUUAAAAAGUUUUGAAACUGAAUUUAAAAAACAAAAUGAUUUAUUAUUUGAUUUAGAUAAAUCUAAAUUUAAUGUUGAGUAUAGACCUAGUAAAGUGAGAAAGGGGAAGAAACUUCUGAAAAUGAAUCCUUAUGAUCAUGAAGAAGAUCUCUAUGAUGAAGAUGAGGAAGAUGAUGAACCAUUAUGUGAUAUUUGUAAGACUCAUUUAGGGUAUCAAUAUUGUAUUAUAAAUAAUAAGGAUCAUAAAUUCAGUUAUUCAAAACAAUCAGGAUUAACAUCGAUGGUUGAAUCGAAUCCAAGUCAAUUGUUAACCCCUCAUCCAUCUCCUAAUGAAGGUAAUAAUAAACCUCAAAGUAUUGGAAAUGAUGUGGCUGAAUCGAUUGCCAAGAGUGAAAGUAGUCAACGAUUAGGAUUCAUGAUUGAUAAUGUGAAACGGGAGGAAUCUAAGGAUAUUAAUGAUACUAAUGACGAUGCUGAUGAUGAGAAGGAAGAAGAUGAAUAUGAUGAAAAGUCUAGAUUAUGUAUGAUGGCUCAAUUUGAUAAAUUGAUUAAUGAAGCUAAACGAAAAGCUAAACAAGAAGAUGAUGAUGAUGUUGAAAGGGAAGGUAAUGUUAAGAGAAGAUCAAAACGAUUACAAGAGCAUCCACCGGAAUCACAUGUUCAACCAAGUAGUAGAAUGAUGAUGGGAAAGAUGACGAUGGUACAAAAGAUAUCUAGUAUGAAGAGAUUAAAUGUCAAGGAUAGUAUUGAUUUAUGUUUACAAUGUUGUAAUACUACCUUUAAUAAUAGUAAUGAUAGUAAGAAGAAUGGUGCUACUAUACCUCAUGGAUCUAUCUUAUUAUAUGAGACAUAUCCUUCCCAAUUAAAGGAAUUGAUCAAGGAAACCAAGAGAAAUCUUGAAGAGGUAUCUUAUCAUCAUAAGUAGAAGGUGUUUUAAUUCUAUAGUAUAUAGUUGUUCUAUUAAAAAGAAAUGUAUAAUUCAGGGAUCAUCAAGUAGUUAUACAUACUAUGUAUAUAUAAUUUUGCAGUUAAACCAAACACCAAUCCUGCAUAUAUCCACCACCCAAUCAAAUAUAAUUUUACCCACAGACCGAUUCCAUCAGUUUGCAGUCAGUACAUAAAGCGCGAAACAAUAAUCAAAUUUAAUUGGUCAUUGGGAAAUUUUAAUAAAUUGACCCAAAGUACACGACUAACAAAAGUACCAAUUCAAACUAUGAGAUUUUUCAACGAAAUUUUUCUUUUUU
Messenger RNA from Scheffersomyces coipomensis, 2848 nucleotides. Its product is annotated as histone demethylase. The coding region runs from base 1 to 2529 and encodes 842 amino acids. Gene Ontology annotation, molecular function: histone H3K4me/H3K4me2/H3K4me3 demethylase activity; DNA binding. The transcript is spliced from 2 exons. The record is from RefSeq and is a predicted model, not a curated record. Gene Ontology annotation, biological process: chromatin remodeling; regulation of DNA-templated transcription. NCBI's taxonomy places the organism in Eukaryota, Fungi, Ascomycota, Pichiomycetes, Serinales, Debaryomycetaceae. Gene Ontology annotation, cellular component: nucleus; chromatin.